This is a messenger RNA of Erythranthe guttata (spotted monkey flower), 1259 nucleotides long. Its product is annotated as thaumatin-like protein 1. The record is from RefSeq and is a predicted model, not a curated record. Lineage: Eukaryota; Viridiplantae; Streptophyta; Magnoliopsida; Lamiales; Phrymaceae.
AGAUUAAACAAAAUAAUAAUGAAAGAUUCCUCCCGACUCACUCCUCUCCAUUCAACACUCUGCCUUCCUCACUACCACGGCGGCACCACACACACGCACACUGCUCCGCCGCCGUCGCCCCACUCACUUAUCCAUAAUUCCUUCUUUCUGCCAUUAAAGUAGACAAUUUCCGAGGAAUAAUUCAUUCCAAAGUAAAAUCAUCCAUGGCUUCGUCGUCCUACACAAUUGUUUUCAUCCUUCUUCUCCACAUUUUCCAACGCAAAGGAGGAGUUGUUAAAGGUGCAACAUUUACAUUUGUAAACAAAUGCUCUGUCACAAUUUGGCCGGCGAUUCUCGGCAGCCCCAAACUCGAAACCACUGGAUUCCACCUCUCUAAGGACACCUCACGCGCCGUCCAGGCCCCCACCGGCUGGUCCGGCCGCUUCUGGGCCAGAACCGGCUGUACCUUCGACGACUCCGGCCGCGGCUCCUGCUCCACCGGGGACUGCGGCUCCGGCGAAAUGGAGUGCAACGGCGCCGGCGCCACCGCCGCCACUCUCGCCGAGUUCACACUCGGCUCGGAGUCGGGCUCCAUGGACUUCUAUGACGUCAGCCUCGUCGACGGCUACAAUCUGCCCGUGCUCGUCGAAGCCGCCGGCGGGUCGGGCCAGUGCGCGUCCACCGGCUGCGCGGAGGACCUGAACCAGAGUUGCCCGCCGGAGCUGAUGGCCGAGGGCGGCGGCGCGUGCCGGAGCGCGUGCGGGGCGUUCGGCACGCCGGAGUACUGCUGUAAGGGCGAGUACGGGUCGCCGGCGACGUGCAGGCCGUCGGAGUACUCGGAGAUGUUCAAGAGCGCGUGCCCCAAAUCGUACAGCUACGCGUACGAUGACGUCACCAGCACCUUCACUUGCACCGCGGCGGACUACGUCAUCACCUUCUGCCCACCGCUCCCAAGCGAAAAAUCAUCGAAAUCAGAUAACGGUAUGUCAGAUGGGUCAGGAUCUGAAUCCGGGUCGGGAUCUGGGUCGGUUGAGGAUGCUAUGUUGGCUGAUGGGUCAUGGUUGGCAGAAUUGGCAAUUGGGGGGGAAUCUGCUACCACGCACCCUUUUGGUGCAACUGCCCAAGCAUUGGUGGCGUUGUUCACUGUGUUGUACAUAUUACUGCAGCAGUAGUACAUUUGUAAUUUUGGUCAAAAAUCACAAUAUUAGUUUCUUUUUUUUUUUUAUCAGAAAAUCACAUUAUUAAUGUUAAAUUGAAAUUUGAUUAUAUAAUAAUAUCGA